Molecule: messenger RNA, 713 nt
Organism: Dentiscutata erythropus
Lineage: Eukaryota; Fungi; Glomeromycota; Glomeromycetes; Diversisporales; Gigasporaceae
Source: the annotation of a GenBank genome assembly
AAAUUCUAUCCAAAGAAUUUUCUCUUUUUUGGUGAUUCGGGUUCUGGGAAAACCACUAUCUGGGAAAAUUUGGCUGAAUUAUUAGCUAAGGAGAAAAGAUAUUGUACAAAAGCAGUUGAUUCAAAUUAUAUUGAUGAAAAACGUGUAUUCGAUGAUAGGAAUAUUAGAAGUCCUCAAAAAAGAAUUAGUUUAUAUAGAAGAUUUUUAAAAUACAAAGAUUAUACGCAUGGUUACAUGAUUCAAUUAUUAGAUCGAUACCAAUCAGGAAAAGUUGACUAUCAUAUUUCUUGGCUUAAACCUGAUAAACUAGGCGAUCUUUUAGAUUUUAUUAAUAGAAGAUUCAAUAUGAAAUUUGUAGAAGGUUUAGAUUUAGAAAAGGCAAAAACAAAUAUUUAUAAUGAUGAUUUUGAGAAUUUAUAUGAGAAUGAUAGUAUUGUUUACUUGAAACGCAAAAUUGAUAUGAAUAUUGUAUUGGGUGGCGUGAUUGGCAAUGUUAAUUUAGACAAUCAAAAUUUUAGUGUAUACAAUAGAUAUUGGCAAUUGGAAUUACUCGAUUCUAUAGUAAUUCCGAAAAUUUUAGAUUCGUUAAACCAAAAAUUACGUGAAAAAAUCAUUCAACAAUUUGAUUUAAAAGUAGAAAUUUCUAAAAAAAGAACUACAGAAGAUUUGCAAAUAGAAUCUUCUACUAAAAAGAUUCGAAUAGAAAUUAAUUA